AUGUCAUGGAAAAUCAUAAUACAGGAUGACAAACUCUGGAUGCUGUGUGAUCUGAAAAUCCAGUUUGACAGACACAUGAAUGAAGGGAAAUACCAUUUGGCAGAGCCACUAGUCACAGCCAUCUCUGCCUUAAACAAAACAGAAGGUCUCUACAGGAAAGCUAAAGUUUUGAAGGCUCUGAACCGCAGCACUGAGGCGUACAGCGUCUUGCAGCGGCUGCAGGUGCACUGUGAGAGGACUAAAUGCACAGAGGUGGUCAUCAGAGUUAUGCUUUCCACCGCUGAGCUCCACUGGGAGUCGUGUGGCUUCUCCACAGCUCUCCCUCUCCUCCUGCAGGCCCUGGCUCUGGCCAGGCAGCACCACCUCCAGUCCCUGGCCUCAGAGACCAUCCUGCACCUGGCCUUCACUCAGCUGAUGUUGGGAGUUCCUGAGCACGCUCUGAGUGUUCUGCAUGAAGCCAUCGAGCCUGUUCUGGCCCACGGAUCGGUCAUGGACAAGGGCAGAGCCCUGCUGCUGACCGCACGCUGUCAGAUGGCUGUGGCUGGGUUCAAGCCAAACGGACAAGGGCAAGCAGAUCUUCCCUUGGCGGGUUUGGCCGUUGACACGCUAAAUGAGGCAGCAGGCUAUUUCUCCAAGCUGAACUGUAAGGAGCGGCUGCGGGACGUCCACUACCUGCAGGCCCUGCUCCACCGCUCCCUGGGACAAACCUCGCACUGCCACAAAAGUGCGAUGCUCUUCCGGCUGCUGGACCAGGAGCUGCAAUCCCCAGCGCCUCCAGUCUCCAUGCGACUGUAACUUCUUCCUGUCCAACAACCAACAGGAGUCAUUCUGGCUGAAAAGGACACAGCACCUCCUCUCGCUCCUGAGUUGAGUACCUACUGCGCUCGCUAGAUGGUGACAAAUAUCUGUCCUCCUCUGUCAGUACUAAAACAUUUCAUUUGCAAAUAUUUAGGCAAUUGUGGAACUCUGCACGCAAUGCCUGGGUAAUAAUUAGAGAAGACAAUGUCAGUAGUCAUAUACAAGGCUGAGUUACAGGUAGACCCAAAAUAGAAUCCUCGUCUCUGCACUCGUGUCCGGGUACAGAUUUGAAUGGUGGCCUGAUGAUAAACAUAGCGUGUUUUAAUAAAACUUCAACCCCAGCAACACUCCAGGAUUGUCAGACAGACAUAACAUGCCUCCCCACGGCAUGGUAGAAAGGUUGAAAGUUUAUCAGGUGCUGUCACGGCUGUGCUGAUUUACCCGUCGCUUCAUGAUGAAUGAGGGUAAUAUCACAGUUAGCCACAAGAUGAAUGUGUUUCUGUGGCCAGGAUGAUUCAUAUUCCGGCUGAAGAAUACAGAUGAAGCUGGAAUCCGAAGGAGAAAAUCGUGACCACAUCUAUAAUGCAAUAGCCCUUCGAUGACAUUUACGUGACUUACGUCUGUCACUAUUUGAGAUACGACUUUUUGUAUGAUGACAUUACAUUUAGGUGGCCUGACGGGCCUGUAAUCCAUUACACGCUGCUCUUCUUUCAGAAAAAUAAACGACUUGUUUUGUCUUA
Molecule: messenger RNA, 1538 nt
Organism: Notothenia coriiceps (black rockcod)
Lineage: Eukaryota; Metazoa; Chordata; Actinopteri; Perciformes; Nototheniidae
Product: anaphase-promoting complex subunit 5-like
Exons: 6
Coding region: 1-795 (264 amino acids)
Biological process (GO): protein K11-linked ubiquitination; positive regulation of mitotic metaphase/anaphase transition; anaphase-promoting complex-dependent catabolic process
Cellular component (GO): anaphase-promoting complex
Molecular function (GO): protein binding
Source: RefSeq, a predicted model, not a curated record